Messenger RNA from Mangifera indica (mango), 2157 nucleotides. RefSeq names its product methyltransferase-like protein 2. Gene Ontology annotation, cellular component: nucleus; RNA N6-methyladenosine methyltransferase complex. The record is from RefSeq and is a predicted model, not a curated record. The transcript is spliced from 9 exons. The coding region runs from base 562 to 1809 and encodes 415 amino acids. Gene Ontology annotation, molecular function: methyltransferase activity. NCBI's taxonomy places the organism in Eukaryota, Viridiplantae, Streptophyta, Magnoliopsida, Sapindales, Anacardiaceae.
UUUAGCCUAAACCUUGGGUGGUAAUAAGUCUUCUGACCUAUUUUUUCGGAAGCUUGCUUGCAAACCCUCCAGCAAAUACGCCCUGCGAAUCAUCACUCCAUCAACUUGUUCUGAUGACUUUAAAUUCUGUAGAUUAAAGAAGAAAAAGAAACCGGACUCCAACAUCCUCCGAUACAUACCACUCAGAAAACAAUCUGUGUUAAUCAUAUUAAUGGGUUUUAGAGAGCUUUUAUAGACCUUUAGUUUUCUGGGUUCAUCUUUUGCGUUUGAAACUUCGGGUUCUUUCUGUGUUUGAAACAACUUACUAGGAUUUCAUUUUCUGGUCUAAUUAGUUAUUUGUUUUAGUUGGAUGACGAUGAAAUUGUUCUUCUUUUCCAGUAUUUUGAGAAGAACAUUAACUUCAAGUAAUGUUCAAUUUAAUUUACUUGUAGCUUGAUUCUUUUUCAAAUUUUCCUUUUCUUAUUGUUGUAAUGAUAAUUUUUUUUAAUUCGAACUUUCAUGAUAAAACAGCAAGGUUUCCCUUAACAUCUAGCUUUGCUUUCGUGGUGUCAAAUAAUUUUCAUGGAAAUAAUGAACAACCCAACACACAACGAUGAGAACGAGCUAUUGACGUUUCUCGAUUCCGGUAUUUACCGAUUCCGAAACUCAAAUGCGGUUUUCAUUGAUCCCGUUCGUAUACUCAACCGAUCCUAUACUCGAUUUAGGGUUUCUCCAUCUGCAUAUUACUCCCGUUUCUUCGAAUCCAAGCCAGCCGAAAGUGAAACCAAAGAGACUUCAAAUUUUAAAAAACGAAAAAGAAAGCGCAAAAAACCUCACAUUCUUAACGAAAAAGAGCAAGCUGCCGAUCAACGUUACCAGGAAGUGAAGCCCGUGUUAUUGAAGGCGCAUGAAGCUCUGUUAGGUGCUACUGAUCUCUUAAUGAUUAUGGGAAAAAUAAGGUGUGAGCUUUGUUCUUCAUCAGAAUGUGGUGUUGAGCAAUCGUUUGUUGAGCUUGGAAGAGUGUGGCAGGCCCCUAUGUACGAGAUAACUUUCAGUUUUAAUCAAGGGUCCAAAAUUGAUGGCUACAGUGAACAGAGGGUGCUUCCUUUGUUUAAUAAUUUGGUUGCAAAUGAGACUUGUGACGAUGUGGAGGUUGAAGUUCUAUCCAGAAGAUAUAUAUUGCCUAGAGAAAGUUGCUUCUUCAUGUCUGACCUGGGGCAGAUUCACGACCUUAUUCCUGCUGAAUCUAAUUGUGGCUUCAAUUUCAUAGUCAUUGAUCCUCCAUGGGAAAAUGGAAGUGCCCGUCAGAAAUCGUUGUAUCCUACUCUGCCGAACCGGUAUUUCUUAUCCCUUCCAGUUCGGCAACUUACUCACACAGAGGGAGCACUUGUAGCCUUAUGGAUUACUAACAGGGAGAAGCUGUAUAAUUUUGUUCAGAGAGAGCUAUUUCCCACAUGGGGAGUCAGCUAUGUGGCUACAUUUUACUGGUUAAAGGUGAAAGAAGAUGGGACACUCAUUAGUGACUUGGACCUCUUUCAUCAUAGGCCUUAUGAAUGCCUUCUUCUGGGAUACAGUUCCAGGGAGCAAUCAGGAACUACAUCUAUAAAGGAUAAUCAAAUCAUUAUAAGCAUUCCUGGAGAUUACUCACGGAAGCCUCCAAUUGGAGAGUUGCUUCAGGAGUAUGUUCCUGGGCCUAAACCUUCCAGAUGUAUUGAACUUUUUGCUAGAGAGAUGACUGCACGAUGCAUUUCUUGGGGGAAUGAACCUCUUCACUUUCAGGAUUCGAGAUAUUUUUCUAGGAAUUCAGAUGCGGCUCAUUCAUCCAAAUGAAAGCGUUUCUGUUGGGCAUUAUACCGAGAUUUUGAACUCAGGAUAUUCUGCAAUUCUAAAGAUCUGUUUGUUGACUAUGAUUUUCCCGGCAGCUGAAAAAAAAUACAAAAACACUUAAUGAUACAUAUAGGCUUUGGAAUUAAGGCAAAGAAGAGUAGGAUGUCGAUUUCCAAAUAUAGAAUUGAAAGCAUGUAAUUUUUGACCGUUUCUUUUUUUCCUGUCUUCCCCAUUAACUUAGACAAUGAUUUACAUUGAAUAGGCUGAUUAGCAGAAGACAUAGUUGAAUCGUAAAUGUUAAUUAUGAACUGAAUUAUGUUGAUGCAUCAAAUAUAUUUAUCUUUGUAGGAA